AUGUCCGCCACCGAUUCUACAUUUCGAGUCGAAUAUGCUAAAUCGGAUCGAUCAAAAUGCAAAAGUUGUUGGUCGACAAUCGAUACAGAUUCAUCUCGAUUUACAUUUAUGACAUACUCAUCAAAAUUUGACGGCAAAGAAGACCAAGAUAAAAUUCGUCAUCGUAUUCAAGAAAACGCUACAGUACUAUCGAGUGGAAAUGAUGCAAAUGAUACAUUUUCUGUUCAAUAUGCUAAAUCAAAUCGAAGUACAUGUCAUAGUUGUGAUAAAUCGAUUGAUAAAGAUACAUUGCAUUUAUCAAGAACAAAGUAUACAAGUAAACGAGCACGAAGUUAUGGACCAACUGAUGAAUGGUAUCAUGUAGAUUGUUUUUAUCAAAUGAAAAAAGAUCUUGGAUUUUCAGGCAAUGCUGAAUCGCUCAUAGAACAAAGUGAAUUUCUAUGGACUUACAAAGAUAAUUUACGAAAAGAUAUUCCAAUCGAUGUUCUAAAAGAAUUACUCGAGUUUAAUGUUCAAAAAUCAUUAAUUGAUACUGUAACUGAUUAUAUGGCAUUCAGUGCACUUGAACCAUGCCCAGAAUGUGGUGGUUCUUCUUAUUUUCAAUUAUGCAAAUUAUCGUUAACACCAUGUUCUUAUUCAACAAUAUUAUCUAAACGAAAACCAUUUGAAAUGCCAGAUAAAAUUAAAGAAAAAUACGACAUUUUACCUGAUUAUGAUUCUAAAUCACCUCUUAAUGGCUAUUCUAUUGCAUUAGUCGGUCGUUUAUCAAAGAAGACAAAUGAAGUACAAAAAGCGAGUAAAAAAAUUCAAGAUGCACAAUAUUUCGAAAUUCAUAUUGUUCCUGAACAAUUUCUCGAUGAUAUUCUUAAUGAUCAAUCAUCGAUUGUGAUGGAAAAAUUAAAAUUAACAACUUGUGGUAAAUUACCACAUAUUCGAAAACAACAAAACAAAAAUUUCCGACUACAUUUAAAUCUAUGGGGUCGUACGGGUACAACUUUUGGUGGUCAUAAAAUAGAAGAAUAUUAUAAUCAAUCUAAAGCAAUCAAUGCAUUUCAUCAAAUAUUUUUUGAUAAAACUGGUAAUCACUGGACUAAUCGAACUAAUCGAGAAACGUUUAAAAAAUUACCAACUAAACAUUAUUCAUUAGAAAUUGAUUAUGGACAACAUAGUAAUGAUGAUGAUGAUAUACAAAAAGCAUUAAAUAAUUCUAAUGCAAAAAAUUGUUCUCAUCUUCCAUCACCUGUACAAGAUCUUAUUUGUUUGAUUUUUAAUAUUGAAACAAUGAAAGAAACAUUACUUUCAUUUGAAAUUGAUCUGACAAAAAUGCCAUUAGGUAAAUUGUCAAGUAAUCAAUUAAAGAAGGCUUAUCAAAUAAAACAUCUAUUAUUGAUGCUAGUAAUCGAUUUUAUACACUUGUUCCUCAUGAUUUUGGUCUUAAAAACACUAAAAAUUCUUGAUAAUAUUGAAUUAAUUCAAUCAAAAACACAAAUGAUUAAUAAUUUGCUUGAAACAGAAAUAGUCUGUUCAAUGUUAAAAGGAUCUACAGAUGAAGAAAAUGAACAUCCGAUUGAUGUUCAUUAUAAAAAAAUUAAAAUGCAUGGUUCGAGAACAACAAAUUUUGUUGGAAUUCUUAGUCAAGGAUUACGUAUUGCUCCACCAGAAGCACCAGUGGUCAGUUCAAAGUGAUGAGUUUCAGAAAAAAAUAAAGGCAAUUUCAAUAAGGUUUUCAUAAUUUUUCGAACAGCUAAAUAUAAUCUUUUGUAUUUCUUGCAAGAAGUUCUUGGAUGGAUACUCUUGUAUUAUGACUGUUAGUGAUCUUGAGUUUAAAAGAAAAGUUUUAAGGAUAAUUUUCUACAUAAAACGAGUAGUUCAAAUUAAUUGUUCACAUCAUUCGAUUUUAUGGCAAAGAGUAAUAAAUUCUAAAUUAUUUCUUAUUUAUUAUAGACAGGCUAUAUGUUUGGUAAAGGUGUCUAUUUUGCUGACAUAGUUUCGAAGAGUGGUGAGUUCUUUUUCCAUACCCCUUUAUUACAUGGAACUUUAUUAUCGACUGAGAUUAUUGUUCAGAUUGCGAGACUAAUUUUUGUUUGAUCAACAAUAACAAAAGAUGAAAUUAAACAGAAAAAAAGAAUACUAGGCAAUGAAUCUUGAUCAUGUUGUCAUUUUUCUUCAGCACCAUGCAUACGAAUUUGAUUGCUCACACCAAUAAUAUGUUGUACUUGUGGAAAUUCCGAUUGAUGGACGGCACUUUCCACAACAUGAAUACAAGCUAUUUCAAAUUCUGUUUGUCUGUUUGACGAAGGCAACAAUAUAUUCAAAUACAUUUUAAUAACAAACUCAUAAUAUUGAACAACAACAACAAAUUUACCUUGUCUUAUACAUAAACUGGUGAGAUUAAAAUAUCGUAUGAUGAGAUCAGCAAUAUUUGUAUCAUUUUCAGUUGUCAAUAGUUUAUCGCGAUACCAUCUGAGAUAUUGUUACCCGUUAGAACAAUUAUGGUUCAUACAACAUUCGAAUCAUACUGUAUUAUCUAGUUUCCUCAAGAUAGUAUCUGAUAUGUGACAUGAACUAUGUUUCGUUAUUUUCGUUCACUAGGUUCAAUUUGACACACCAUUUUUCAUUGUGCUGAGCUUUCUCAUCUAUUAUUAUUUUCUCGAUUGAAUCAAUAUAUCUUUUCCACAACCACUCUCUAAAUCGAAUCAUUAAGCAAUGAAAUAUUACUUGCUAUUUUGAAACAUCUCGAUAUCUAUAUGCUGUACUGUGCUUUCUAUGACAAUUCGAAAUACACUAGCAUCCUUCAUUGAUACUUGUCAAAGACGUUACUUGUUUUUUCAUACCAAUAUUACUGCUAUCAAUAAACGAUUUUUAACAACAACUGAAUAAACUCUUUCUUCGCUCUCACCCCAAGGAAUCGAUAAAACAUUAAUAAACUUAAUUCUUCAAUACUUUGAUCCGAUAAUCAAAUUGAACGUUUGAGUAUUAAUAAUUCAGCGACAGAUGGUUUGAUUUUCGUUUUCUAGUAAAUAUUGUAAGCGCAUGCUAACUAUUUUAUGUCACUUGUGGGUUGCACAUUAUGAUUGAGAAAUGUGAAUAGCAAACGUUCUCGAAUCGCAGCUAUUUUUUUCCAUCUUCUUCGUUUCUCAAUAAGCCGCUGCCUCUGGACAUCGAACAUUGUUUUAUUCCUUCAUGAUAAUACAUUGAAUCUUCGAUCACUUUGCAUGUGUCUGUUACAGGAAUUGUUAUUUACUUCGAUGUUGCUGAAUUAUAAACUAAAUUAUGUUCACCAACUCUAGAUUAUUGAUAAUUCUACAUCAUCUAAUCUGACAAUUAUGUUGAUCUCGUUUUCAGGUUUACAACGACUACACAUCGAACAGCAAAACACUCAAUGAUCCUCACUUCUACAUGGCGGAGAAUGGUGAAAAUUAUUGAAACAUAUUGCCUGAUCGUGCUCUGAGUCGACAGCUUUCGUAGAGUCAUAAAUGAAACAGAACGAACAAAAAAAAAAUACGUGCCAAACUUUCGACCUUUCAUCGAGUCCAUCGUAUACCUUUAAUACUCUGCUUGGCUAUAAGAAUAUUGUUGAAUAAUUUGUUCAACACUUCACAUUCCUUGUUUUUUUUUCUUGCACAACAUUCGAAAAUUCAUUUGAUCAUUGUAUGUCGACAUUAUUAUAAAGAACAAUUCAUUCAAAUAGAUCUUAACAAAAUUUGAGUUACCCAACAGAAACGAAGACAAAACGGAUGCUUUCGAUAAAAAUUCAUUCGACUUAGAUACAUAAUCUGAAUUUUUUAGACUAAUCUUGGGAAAAAAAUACUUCGAUCGAAGACAUAAACUUUCUACUUAAUUGAAUUUUCAUGUUUCAAGAGUUUAUUAUCUCUUUAUAUGUUAAUUUGUCAAUAAAUGUUUUAUCUUGAAAAUCAAUUGUUGUUGUUGUUUUCAUUAAAAGUUUCCAUUGAAACUCAAUCGAGACUCGAAGCAAAUUGAUCUUGAUGGGUUUCAAUUAAGUUUUAUUCGACAUAACUGUUGAAAAAUAAGUUCAACUUCAGUUCAUUUUAAAAGUCUCCCAUGAAUCAAGUUAAUUAUUCAAUCAUUAUAACUAAUAUGGAAAAAUUCACAAUUAGUUAAAAUGAUCUUAAGACAAUUUUGAAAAUUUCUCUUUUCUUGUAUUUUUAUUUUCAAAAAAUAAAUUUUUUAGAGAAUUCAUCGAGACUUUUCAGUUUGAAUUAUGUUAAAUCUGAUGAUGUGAAUAUCUCAGUCUAAUAUUCACUAGUUAAUCAAUCUUAUUUCCUAAACAUAAUAUUGUUUCUCAUAAACAUUAAUUGAUAAAGCAUUCUUAUUCAUCGCUAUUUGAAAUAUGAUAAUAAAAUUAUUCGAUAGUCUUACCGAUUUAAAAUAUUCAAAACUUUUUUUCUAAAUGAUAAUCGCCGAACUGUGGAAAAAAAUCAUCAAUGUCUUAUGAAACAAGUCGUUUUCAAAAGAAUUGUUAUUCAUAUUAAUAAUUCACUUGGAUGUUCGUUACAAGAAAUUGUGUAUAUAAAUAAUCUACUUCUUAAUUUAAGAAUUCCAACAAGAUUUCAUGAAUAAAGUACCCUGUUUUGAGCAAUGAUCGAAUUCUUUUGAAAAAAAAAAUAACACUAGUUUAAGUAUUGAAUGUCUUCGAUCAUCCACGUGAUUAUUUUGAACAAGCAUUUGAAUUAAAUAAAAUAUCGAUGCAACAAUUGCAUUUGGAGUAUGAGUCUGUAUGAAGAGAAGAUUUAUACGUACAAGUUUUUCAAGCUUACAUCUUUAUUAAUGAAAAAAUGACUAUAAUCACAAAUAUUUCGACUUUUAUCUGAAGAUUAAUCGUUCGAUAAGUUGAUUGAUCUGCCAAUGAACAUUCGAAAUCAAGCGUGUCAAGAAGCAUAAAACCAAUAAAUUAUGAGUAAUGAUAGUGAUGCAUUCGUUUGAUAUGUUUGUGAGUAACUGAUUAGUCUCUUCCUAAAUGUCAUUCUAUCUUAUAUGCAAAUUCUCUUUUCAUUUGCGAGAGCCAUUCAGUGACCUCGUUUGCAAAAACCUGUGGAUUGGGUUUUCGAAAUGUGACACUUGAUAAAUGUUCGGCUCUUUCCAAAAUUACUUUUACGUCGUUCAUUUAUGUGAUAUCAGUAUCAAGACGUUUUAUAUGAUGAGGUAAUUUCAAAUAAAUAGCAUUAAAAGUUAUUAGCUUGAUUCUUUCAGAAUUGUUACGGAUUAUGUGAAUUGAACGCAGAUUCCAUGCUCUUUUGAAUAGAGUUUCCAUUUCUACACCUAAACUGGCAACAAACAUACACUUGCACCGAAAACCUAAAACCAACUUUUGUAGACUCGAUAAAUUAACAAUUGUCGAUAGAUGUUCAAUUGAAUGGAAGGAGCAUUUCUGAUCAAUGAUCAGUAUAACUUCUUUCACAUUUCGAAAUAAAUAAUUCGUUCUUGAAUUAGUCUAAAACGAAAAUUUGUAAUCUUUUAGGAAAUGGAAAUAUGAAUUCUAAAACUAUUUUAAGUCAAAAAAACCAUCAAAAUAGUACUAUUAAAAUAAGAAGCGUUUUCAAAGAACAUCGAUGUGUCACUCCAAGAGUUAUACGAACUAUUCAGCGAAGAAUAAAUUAUCCAUAAUAUUCAGACAUUGUAAGCUUGAUUGAACACAAAUCUUUUCAUAGGUACAGCCGAUGUAAAAAGAAAAGUUCUAUUCGAUAAUCAAAAAGUAAUCGAAAAUAGUCGAUUAAAUGAAAAUAAUAACGAGUACUCAGUUGUUUUUUAUCAAAAAACUACUCAAAAUAAUCAAUGAUGUUGUAUUUAUCACUUACUACUUCACUACUUUUUAAUCAAAGACAAUGAUGAUUAUUUAAUUAUGUUUUUACAUGAGUAGGUACUAUUUUCGGAUAAAGAAACAGUUUUAGGAUGAAACUGAAACUAAUACUCUACCAGAACAAUGCUUAGUAAGUGUGUGAAUAGAUUUUUAUGUGAGUCGAACCGUUCAAAUUUUUCAUUCAUAAGAGAAAAGUUUACAAAUAUUAUUGAAAACUCUCACUAUUUCCCAGGGAUAUGACGAAGAUAAAAAAGUUUGGGGUACAACGAAUUUAUUUUUUGAAAGUUGAAAGUAUGAGGAAAUGCUGAACUAGCUUUUUUUUCAUUUUACAACCUUUUUUUAAAUAAAAAAUACGAUUUAGUUGGAACAAAUUGAAAAUUUUCUACAAGUCGAAAGUUCACACCCGUGCCUCAUGCUCAGAACCCUACCAUUUCCUUUAAUACAGAAAUAAAGCAUUUUUCGCAAUGGCUAAAAAUAUUUUCGAGUCCAUAUUUCACUGAGUAAUAGCAGACCACCGAACUAUAGCAAUCUUCAAAGGUUUGAUGAUCUUGUUGUGUUUUUGUCGAGAUAUUAGAUUAUUAUCAAAUUCUUCUAUGUAAGAUCAAACUAUUCAAAAAAAAUCCUGUUUUCAAUGUUCCGAAAUAUGCAUGAUUCAAAAUCUGCAUGUAUUAAAUAAAUCUACAACAUUUUGCGAGAACGGCAUACUAGGGUUGGACUACUUUUUUUAUUCCACCUAAUUAGGUGAUUUCACUGAACAUCCUAUUCUGUUCUAUUAACUGAUGCAAGCAAAGCGUUGUUUGGGAAGAAUCAGACGUUUUCUGGGACUCUCUUCCAUAUGAUCUGCAUGACACUAAUCGUGGUGAUGUAUUGAGGUAACAAAAAAAACUAGAAUUGAACUGUAUUACCUCAGUGAGCUCAAACAUAUCAAUUUCUAUUGAAUGAAUUUUUGGAACAGUUCUCAAAAUCAGAAUUAAUAUGACACUGUCAUGAGUCUAGUAUUAAACGAUAUAGAUAAAAAAAUGUAUAUCUCGAAGAGAGUCCAUCGAAGAAUUUCUGAAACUCGGUAUACAAGUUAGUCUAAUUGAGAUCUUUAUGUGAGCAAAUUUUCAAAUACAAAAAUGGAAAAAUGCAAUUUCCUUGAAAAGUAAGAGAUGAUUCAGU
This is a messenger RNA of Rotaria sp. Silwood1, 6979 nucleotides long. Lineage: Eukaryota; Metazoa; Rotifera; Eurotatoria; Philodinida; Philodinidae. The record is from the annotation of a GenBank genome assembly.